AUGACAGAGAACGUGCGACACCUCAAUCAAGAACGGCGAACUACGCCAUCGAACCUCGGCAACGAAAUGCAGGUUUGCCCCUCCUCUUGCGCCCGUGGUUCUCAAACCGCCUCUGCAGCUUCGCAAGAGCCUGGACCUCCUGGCGUCCAACGUAGCCAUACGUCUGCUCCCGCGGCCGAACUACUAGAGCACCGCGGCGGAUUGACUGGCGAAGCUCCUGUGGUCUCCUCUCCGGCUCAUGCCUUCGCGAACAACUUCCAGGAGAACCAAGAGCAGGGUGCUGACCAAUCUGGCUCGGGCAUGUCUGGUCCUGCUUCAGGCGCAUCUUCUCCCGGUAAUGGUAUUGACCAGGCUACACAAGUCACCGCGGAUAUGCUGGCCAAACCUCCAGGACAACAACGCUUUGCCACUCAUAGUGCUCUGCCAAACGGAGAUUUCAAGCUCGGGGGAAUCAUCAACUUCCCGAUCUUCGAGAUGGGCAUGGACGCGGAGGCAAAGCAUAUAAUGAGCGAGUUCGGAGAGAUCAAUGGCAAAUGCCGGUAUGGACUCAUUCUCCACAAGUCCCCCAAGCACAUGGCCGUACUUGUGUUUGGCACGAGCGGCGGAAAGGGACCGGAUAACCAGCCGGAAGCCAAGAGGCGCAACUGUGUCGGUGUCACUCAAGAGGGUACCCCGUUCAGCCACCGAUUGCCUAAUAGUUGGGUGUUGAAAAUUCCCAAGCAUUCCAAGUACCAGUCCAUUCCCGGGGUGUACUUCGACCUUACCUUCGUCGUCAUGGUGCCGUACGACUCGCGCGUCGUGCAGUAUGAUGUUCUUGCCUUCGCCGACUUUCAAUGGCUUCUAGACCUCUACUACGACAAGAUGCUAGAUGCUGCAGGCUCUAACAUGGGAAUGACCAUCUAUCGUAGCCCUCUUGGGCGUAACUUAGAGAAGGCGCAAGCACAAAUCGAGGAGCAGCAGCCACGCGAGCAGCAACAAUCUCGGAGGGUUAACGAGUCAAGAAACCAUCAGGCGCCUCGUACGCCUUUCGCAGCGCGUGAUGAGAAUAACUACCUUAAACGACCAGCAAUUACAGCAGCACGUCUGCAUCCCAGCACCAAUCCAGCAAGCAACAGCGGUCUUCCCGGAACUCCUAUGCUCACCGUCGAAGGGAAUAUCCAAACCGCACUAACUACUAUGAACCCUCCCGCGGUGUCGACCACUACACGCCUCCCACGCAGGAUUGCAACCGCUCCCGCCAUGACUCACAUCCCCACCAUCGGCACUCCGACGCUGACUACUAUAGCCACCAAGGCUCUAACCGCACUGGCCAAGAUAGUGGUUUCGUCUUCUCGGACGCGAAUUCCACUCCGCUUGGACGGUCGCGCAUGCGAUAGCAACUCUCCCUCGAGGGUCCCUAAUCAAUAG
Messenger RNA from Trematosphaeria pertusa, 1407 nucleotides. RefSeq lists its product as uncharacterized. The coding region runs from base 1 to 1407 and encodes 468 amino acids. The transcript has 2 exons. NCBI's taxonomy places the organism in Eukaryota, Fungi, Ascomycota, Dothideomycetes, Pleosporales, Trematosphaeriaceae. The record is from RefSeq and is a predicted model, not a curated record.